GUCAACUCCUCCCUCUUCUCUCUCCCACCCACCUAACCUGACUUCAAGUCCCAAUAUUCUCCCCCUCCAACUGAAACAAAGGAAACAAAUAGGAAACUCCAAGAAUGUAGUGUGUUCUCCGAUUUCUAGCAAAGCACGGCAAAGAAAGAGAAAGAACAGCAACAACGAGAAUACCAGUGAAGAGAGAGGCAUAUAGAGAUGGACGACAUACUUUGCGACGAGCUUCUUGAAGAAAUCUUUCAGAGACUUCCGUCAUCACCCUCUUCAUCACUUUCGGUCUCUUUGGUCUCCAAGCGGUGGCUUCAUCUCUACCGCACCUCCAAGACCUCCCUCUCUCUCCGCCUUACCCCUCACAAUUCCACUAUCCCUUUAUUUUCCUCCCUACUGUCCCACUACCCAUCUCUUGUCUCCCUCUCUCUUUUCGUCCCCUCUGAACCCACAGCCCCAGCCUCCACUUUUUCUGAUCAUCUCCUCCUUAUUGUCUCUACAUAUUGUUCCAAGCUUCAUAAUUUGAGGUUCUUGGCAGGUUUGGUCUCUCUUUCCUCUCUAAGUUCCCUCUCUUCGACCUGUACCCGCCUGACCUCUCUCUGUAUCAAUCUCUCUAGGCCUGUCUUUUUUAGUUGGGUUGUGAAUUUUCCUGCUUUAAAGGAUUUAUCAGUCUUUGUAUGCCCUGGGCAAGGCCUUGAACAAGAAAUUCAGUUUUCUUGGGAACAUGGAAUGUGGCAAAAUGAGGAUUUUGAUACAGAAUUGGGCUUGGAGAGUCUUCAUUUGUCUGGAAUUCGAGCAGAUGAUUGGGGCCUGAGAUGGCUAUGGAGGAGCUGCAAAAGGCUGAAGAAAUUGCAGCUACGGAGCUGUGAGGGUAUUGGUGAUGGAGGUUCUUUUUCGUCCUUUGUUAGGUGCUUGCAGGGUCUUCAAGAGGUGGAGCUCAGGACUUGUAGGAGUAUAGUUGAUGGGGUGCUGUUAAAAUUGGCUGAUAGUUGUAAUUCUCUAAGUUCUCUAUUGGUUUAUGAUGGCGGUAGCAGAGAGGGUCUGCUGAGGUUCAUUACCCAGAGCAGGUGCGAUUUGCAAAAACUAGAUCUCCGACUACCACUUGACCUUAAUAACGAUCACCUCUCGGCUGUUGCUGUGAAUUUCCGGUGUCUUUCGAGUAUUAGGCUUCAAAGUUGUUGUCUUGUUACUGGUGAAGGCCUUAAGGCUCUUGGGGUUGCCAUGAGUUCUAGGCUUGAAGAAUUGGCAUUGAUAAAUUGUGAUGUUGUGGAACGAGAACCGGGGUUGCUUGCCACAUUGGGGCAGAAUUUGAGGCAAUUGAGGAAAUUGGACUUAUCUUAUAAUGAAACGUUACUUGAUAAGGAGUUUAUUUCGAUGUUAGUUUCGUGCAAUGAUAUUAUUGAUUUGAAGUUGAGAGGGUGUAAAGGGCUUACCAAUGCAAGCAUGGUCUCUAUGUUUAAGAGUUGCAAGCGCUUGAAGGAUGUUGAUAUUAUGCAUUGUUGUGGAAUUGGGGCCGAGGCAGUGGAGCUGUUUGUUCUAAAUUCUCCGCAGUUGAGACAGAUGCACAUUGAGGAAAGCAAGCUUUCCGAUGUUGCAAGGACAUGGGCAUCAAAUAAGUUUAUUAAGUUGGUUGUUUAAUUGGGAACCGGCUGGAAAAGCAGCCGUUUAAAGUUAAAAGAGUUUUCAAGUGAGACAGGUACAUAUCACCCCACUUGUAGCAAGCAAGUUUGUAAAUUUCUGUUGCUGGAACACAAGGAGCGACUUUUGGCUCAGUGAGUAAUUAUGAAUACAAUUGUGUAUUAUAUUUCAUGAUUUAACUUUGUACUUCUGAAAUAUACAUGUUGGGUUGGUUCUUCUUUGGCAUGUUA
Molecule: messenger RNA, 1856 nt
Organism: Juglans microcarpa x Juglans regia
Lineage: Eukaryota; Viridiplantae; Streptophyta; Magnoliopsida; Fagales; Juglandaceae
Product: F-box/LRR-repeat protein 4-like
Exons: 1
Coding region: 199-1626 (475 amino acids)
Biological process (GO): SCF-dependent proteasomal ubiquitin-dependent protein catabolic process
Cellular component (GO): SCF ubiquitin ligase complex
Molecular function (GO): protein binding
Source: RefSeq, a predicted model, not a curated record